AUUCAAUACAUUUUGGAAGCGACAGAAACUAUAGACCAUGAAAGUUUGGAUUUCCUCAAAAGAAAAAAAGCCCAUGGGUUUGGAUCAAAGCCCAAACGCACGCCACUCUCUUCAAUCCAGAAUCCCUAAGAAUUGCCAUCACUGGACUCUUACGAGAAGCGAAUUUCCCGCCGUUGCCUCCAGCUCCAAAACCGCCGUCAAUCGCCGUCCAAACCCUCGCCGCCCGCCGACCGCUUACUGCUGCCGUGAAAUCAGUCGCCUCGCGCCACCCAACUCUCCCCCCGAUCCAGCCUCUUUGGUAGUAGCUAUUCCAGAUUCACAAACCAGACCAGGAGCGAGAACCCUAGAAGAGAUACAAAAGAAAGUGACAAUGGGGUUGGUAGACUCAUCUGGGGAUUUGUCUGGAGAAAUGGAAGUGGAUGCAUUCAGGCGCCUCUUCCCGCUGCGCUACUAUGAGCGCCAUCUUGCCGAAUCUAUACGACCUGACGGUAGGACUCUUGGAAUGGCUAGAGAUACCACAUUGGCAUUGGGGGCUGUUUCUUCAGCGGAUGGAUCUGCUCUCACAAAGAUCGGCUCUACUACAAUGCUUGCUGCCAUAAAAAUGGAAGUCAUGACUCCUUCUGCAGAAUCACCUGAUGAGGGGUGUAUUGCUAUUGAGUUUCACAUGCCACCAAUUUGCUCUCCCAUUGUCAGGCCUGGCAGGCCUGCUGAAGCAGCAGUAGUUGAGUCAAAGCGACUGUCUGAUACCAUAUUGAGGUACGGAAGAAUGGAAUCACUUGAUGUUCAACCAAGAACCAUCUGGCUGGUCUUUUGCAGUUCUGGGAUGAUUAAUCUGAAGGAACUUGCUUUGGUCAGUGGAAAAGCUGCUUGGAUGGCUUACUUGGACAUAUAUUGUCUAGAUGCCGAUGGUGCACUUUUUGAUGCAGCAUUGCUCUCAGCUGUGGCUGCAUUCUCCCAUUUGCAAAUCCCAGUAGUUUCCCUGAACGACAAAGGGAAAAUAGUAGCCUUCACAGAGGAAGGUGAUACUGUAGGGAAGUUGGAGAAAGAAGCAGUUAACAAAGAGAAGAGAAAACUAACACUGGGCAACAUCCCUUUCUCACUCACAUGUGCACUGCAUAAGAAGCACAUCUUGGCAGACCCCAGUUCGGAAGAAGAGUCCAUCAUGGAAACUCUCGUGACAGUGGUCAUGGACUCGUCCGACAGACUUGUCUCGUUCUACAAACCUGGUGGAGCUCUUGCCUAUACGUCUCUUGUUACAGAUUGUGUACGAUUGACGAGGCAAAGAAUGAAAGAACUCGAGAAGAUCCUUGAUGAAGCCUUUUCGGGGAUGGAGGUUGACUAGUUUUGCUACUGCUACCCAUAUGAGUUUUCCUUGGGGAUGGAUGAAUCUGGCUAAUCUUGAUGUUCACAAUCUCAACGGAGUGGACACCGCUGGAUGGCAAAAUCAACAGGACUGAUGUCCCCUCUUUGAAUAUGUGCAGUUCCUAACUUCACAAUGUUUGAUUAGGUAGGGGAGAAAUGUGCACUAAUUUAUGACAUCAAAUUUUGGUUGUUGGCGGACCGUCAUAUUUUGUUAUCUCUUCACGAUGUGCCCACUGUUACUAUCUACUAACUCAAUGAGAGAAGAUAAAAACUAGAGGUG
Linum tenue is the source of this 1642-nucleotide messenger RNA. The record is from the annotation of a GenBank genome assembly. NCBI's taxonomy places the organism in Eukaryota, Viridiplantae, Streptophyta, Magnoliopsida, Malpighiales, Linaceae.